This is a messenger RNA of Cucumis sativus (cucumber), 1371 nucleotides long. RefSeq lists its product as uncharacterized. The coding region runs from base 1 to 1371 and encodes 456 amino acids. Lineage: Eukaryota; Viridiplantae; Streptophyta; Magnoliopsida; Cucurbitales; Cucurbitaceae. The transcript has a single exon. The record is from RefSeq and is a predicted model, not a curated record.
AUGAAUAGUGAAUCAUUUGACAUCCCACAACAUAGAGAUGGUCCUACAAAAGAUUGCAAAGGAAAAUCUAAAGUUCGUUACAGCUCUUCUAGCCAAAAGUUGAAGACAGACAUGAAUGAUUGGUCCGAAGAAAGCUCUACAAGUGAGGAGUUUGAUGUAGGACAAAUAUUUUUUUCCAAAAAAGAUUUGUCAAUGAGAUUAAGUGUCUUGGCAAUGAAAAAAAAUUUUCAGUUUGUAGUAAAAAAGUCUACAAAAGAGGUUCUCUUUGUUAGAUGCAUUGACAACAAGUGUGGUUGGAGACUGCGAGCGAUGAGAUUGAAGGAUUCAAAUAUAUUUAAGAUUAAAAAGUAUGUCAAAGUUCAUUCGUGUUCUCUUGACGUUUUGAAUCGUGACCAUAGGCAAGCAAAAUCUUGGGUUGUUGGAGAAUUAAUAAAGUCAAAGUUCAAGGGAGUCGGUCGUCUAUACAAACCACGUGAUAUCAUAGAAGACAUGAGGCAAGACUAUGGCAUAAAUAUGAGUUAUGAAAAAGCAUGGCGCGCUAGAGAAAAUGCGUAUGAACGAGUGCGCGGGUGUCCUGAAGAGUCAUAUAAUCUAUUGCUUAGAUAUGGUGAAGCUCUCAAACUUGCAAAUGUAGGUACAAUAUUUCACAUGGAACUUGAAGAUAAUCGUUUCUUCAAAUAUCUUUUUAUGGCUGUUGGUCCAUGUGUUCGAGGAUUCUUAAACUGCAUUAGACCGGUUAUAGUCAUGGAUGGAACAUUCCUUAAGAACAAAUAUCGGGGUCAGUUGAUAGUUGCUGUUUGCUUGGAUGGUAACAAUCAAAUUUAUCCUCUUGCCUUUGGAGUGGACAGAGAAACAGAUGCUUCAAUACAGUGGUUCUUAGAGAAAUUGAAAGGUGCAAUAGGAGAGGUGCCUAAUCUAGGCUUCGUGACAGAUCGAAAAACAUGUUUUUCUAAGUGUAUUGCAUCGGUUUUUCCCUCCGCAUUCCAUGGACUUUGUGUCCAACACUUGACUCAAAAUUUGAAUGAUAAAUACAAGAAUGACACUAUAGCUACUUUGUUUUACAAUGCAUCUAGAACAUAUCGUGAAUCAACGUUCUCAGAAGCGUGGAGAAGUAUUCUUGCAUUUCCUAAUGAUUCAGGAAAAUAUUUAAACGAUGUUGGAAUAACACGUUGGUCUCGUUUUCACUGUCCAGGAAGACGAUAUAAUAUGAUGACAACAAAUAUAGCAGAGUCCAUGAAUUCUAUACUGAAAGAACCUAGAGAUUUGCCUAUUGCUUCAUUCCUUGAACAUGUUCGAGCUUUGCUACAACGUUGGUUUUGGGAGCGUCGAGAAGAAGGCAUUAAAGUGUUUCAAUAUAGUCGACAGCAUUGA